This is a messenger RNA of Dendronephthya gigantea, 851 nucleotides long. RefSeq names its product ryncolin-1-like. NCBI's taxonomy places the organism in Eukaryota, Metazoa, Cnidaria, Anthozoa, Malacalcyonacea, Nephtheidae. The transcript has 3 exons. The coding region runs from base 1 to 705 and encodes 234 amino acids. The record is from RefSeq and is a predicted model, not a curated record.
AUGGCCUGUUAUUUUGUUGAGCAAAAUGGCAUUAAUAAGAAAAUAAAGAGUCUCCACUGCGCUGAUUUGUAUGAAAAGGGAAAGAAUAAAAGCGGCAUUUAUGAAAUUGAUCCAGAUGGAAAGGGAAGUUUCAAAGUGUUUUGCGAUAUGACAACAUCAGGUGGAGGAUGGACUGUAUUUCAACGUCGUCUUGAUGGAAGUGUUGACUUCUACCGAGGAUGGCAAGAUUACAAACAAGGUUUUGGUAACUUGAGCGGAGAAUAUUGGCUUGGUCUUGACAAAAUACACAGGAUGACAAAUAUUUCACAAAAUGAACUUCGUAUCGACCUGGAAGACACAUCUGGAAACACUGCAUACGCUCAUUAUGAUUCAUUUAAUGUCAGCAGUGAAAAUGAGAAGUACAAGUUGAAUGUUGGAGGUUAUCAUGGUACAGCAGGAGACUCGUUGAGGAGACAUGACGCUAUGGCUUUCAGCACCAAGGACUCUGACAAUGAUAUUUGGGAUAAUGGUAACUGUGCGGUGAAAUUCAAAAGUGCCUGGUGGUUUUAUGAUGGUUUUGAAUCCAAUUUGAAUGGUUUGUAUCAUUAUGGCAAACACACAUCGUACGGUGAUGGAGUCGUCUGGGACCAUUGGAAAGGAUAUCGUUAUUCUCUGAAAUCAACAUCGUUGAAGAUACGACGACGUGAAUUUGGAAAGAAGAAAUAAAGAUGUUGAACAAUAAAAAGACAUAAGGUUUACUUUACAAAAAAUGUAGUGCACUAAUACGUGUCUUGUUAGUUUUUCAAAAUAUUUAGAAUAGAGAUUUUUUUCCUACCAUUAGCCUAACCCGUAGUUAAUAGAAUAUACACAGU